AUGGCCGACGACGCUCCCGACGCCAGCCCCAAGAACGAACCCCUCAACGUCGAGACAAAGGAGGACGCAGAGACACGCGCCACACGUCGCGAACUUAAGCAGUCUUCUAUCUCAGAUCCCCCAACGUCUGGCGCCGAAGAUGCUGCCAACACCUCGGAUGCGCCCGAUAAGGAUAUGAAGGAGCAGAUCACUUCACCUAAGAAGAAGCGAGCACACGAUCAACUAGAAGGAAGCAAGGAGGCAGAGGAAAAUGAUACGAAUAGCAUAGCUUCUUCCGAUUCGGCCAAAGACAGAUCUUUAAGACUGGAGCCCGAGAAGAAGCGACACCGCGACGAGGAUACAGAGGCUCAAUCGACAGCUACUUCCAACCAAGAGUCGGCCAAAGAAACCGAGGCGGGCACGUCACCCACGAAAAAGUCUCAACCACAAACGUCUGCUAGCGCUUUUGCGGCAUCUGGAUUUGGCAAGCUAUCUUCUGGCACAUCGCCUUUUGCUUCGCUCGGUGGCUCUCAGGGGUCCAGUCCUUUUGCCUCAGCCAUCGCCGGCAAGCCCUCGCUGAGCUCAUUUGCUUCUCCAUCCGCAUCCCCAGCUGCGCAGCCGGCAGCAGCGCCCAAGCUGACCUUUGGUGGCUCCGGCGGAGCGUCACCCUUUGCUGGUCUUUCGUCUGGGACUAACGGAAGCCCUUUCGGUGGAAGCACUUUUGGAUCCGCUCUCGGGGCUGGCAAACCUCUCUCGAGCUUCGCCGCACCCGGAGCAGAGGCGCCUAAAAGUGAGAAGCCUGCGAAACCCUUUGGAGCUCCCGACAGUGACGUGGAGGAGGAAGGGGACGACGACGAUGACGAGAGGGAGGAGAGCGAACAACCUGCCGAGACCGAGCGGGCUGCUUCUCCGGAGAAGGAAUCCGACGAAAAGAAGAAGCUCAAGCUACAGAAAAUUGAGGUCAAUGAUGGCGAAGCUGGAGAAGCAACAAUUGUAUCUGUGAGAGCCAAGAUGUUCUAUCAUGACAAGGAAGCCGGCUGGAAAGAACGAGGCGCAGGUAUGUUGAAGAUCAACGUGCCUGUAGCCUGUGUCGAGUACGACGACAACGGUGCUGUUAUACCCGGAUCAUUUGAUGCUUCAGCUCUUGAAGAAGACGAGGAGGCAGCAGGGGGAACGCAAGGACACAAGGUUGCCCGUCUCAUCAUGCGCCAGGAUCAGACUCAUCGAGUCAUUCUCAACACAGCACUUGUUGCUGCUAUGGAAUUCCAAGAAAAAGCUUCAUUGAAGUCCGUGGGAAUUCUCUUCACAGCUUUUGAAGGUGCAGAAUCUAAGCCCGUGAGCAUCACUAUGCGGAUGUCAGCCGCGAAUGCUAAGAUCUUCAUGAAUGAAAUUGGCAGCAUCCAAAAGGAACUCCAAGACAGUUAG
Messenger RNA from Fusarium coffeatum, 1404 nucleotides. RefSeq lists its product as uncharacterized. The coding region runs from base 1 to 1404 and encodes 467 amino acids. NCBI's taxonomy places the organism in Eukaryota, Fungi, Ascomycota, Sordariomycetes, Hypocreales, Nectriaceae. Gene Ontology annotation, molecular function: GTPase activator activity. Gene Ontology annotation, biological process: intracellular transport. Gene Ontology annotation, cellular component: cytoplasm; nuclear pore. The transcript is spliced from 4 exons. The record is from RefSeq and is a predicted model, not a curated record.